Molecule: messenger RNA, 723 nt
Organism: Metarhizium album ARSEF 1941
Lineage: Eukaryota; Fungi; Ascomycota; Sordariomycetes; Hypocreales; Clavicipitaceae
Product: lysine decarboxylase-like protein
Exons: 2
Coding region: 1-723 (240 amino acids)
Biological process (GO): cytokinin biosynthetic process
Cellular component (GO): cytosol
Molecular function (GO): hydrolase activity, hydrolyzing N-glycosyl compounds
Source: RefSeq, a predicted model, not a curated record
AUGUCGUCCAGCACACACAUCGCGGGCCGGAAUGGCACUUCCACGACCAAUGGCACCAGUAGCAGCACACCUCGUGCAAGGAUCUGCGUCUUUUGCGGCUCCAGUGGCGGAACGAGCCCGGCACACAUGGAAGCCGCCCGGCAACUAGGCAGAGUAAUGGCAGAGAACAACAUUGACUUGGUAUAUGGCGGUGGCACUGUCGGUCUCAUGGGCGAGGUCGCCAAAACGGUCUGCGCCAUCAACGGACCCGACGCGGUCCACGGCAUCAUCCCCGAGGCUUUGGUCAGAUAUGAGCGGGAUGGCACGUACCAGACCGUCAACAUCAACAAUCAAGUUGUUCCCACCGAGUCCUUAUAUGGCCGCACGACAGUGGUCAGGGACAUGCACACCCGGAAGAAGCUCAUGGCAGAGCAAGUCUUCAACGGCGGACCCGGUAGUGGCUUCAUUGGCUUGAGCGGUGGAUACGGCACCAUGGAGGAAGUUUUCGAAGUCAUCACCUGGAACCAGCUGGGCAUUCACACAAAGGGCAUCUGUCUACUUAACAUUGAGGGAUACUGGGACGGUAUUGUGCAGUGGCUGGGCAAGGCAUCAGAGCAAGGCUUCGUCAAGUCUGGCAACGAGCAUAUUGUAGUUGCGGCUACCGAUGCCGAGAGUGCCGUCAGGGCCUUGAGCAACUACAAAGUUUCUGAGGCUACUUUCAAGCUUGAGUGGGGCACGCAGUAG